AUGCCGAAAUUCGCGCUUCAGCUGCAGGCGCAGUUCACCAACGUCACCUCGCUCCUCCCCGGCGAUGGCGACUACACGCUGAUGGUCAAGACCAAGUGCACCUCGUGCCACGAGGUGCACCCCAAGCUCAUCGGAAUCACGCCGUCGGACGAAAAGGAGCUCCAGAAGGGAAGGGACACCGCCAACCUGGUGAUGAAGUGCAACUUCUGCAAGAAGGAGGCGUCAGCCAAGUUCGACGAGCCGACUUCCAAGGCGCCGCUGUACCGUCCCAUCGAGGCCAACGAGGACUCGGGCGCCGAGUUUCAGACGCUGUGCGUGCUCGAGUUCCGCGGCCUGGAGCCCGUCGAGUUUGUCCCUCAGGGAACAUGGACGUGCAAGGGCCUCUCGUCCGGUACCGUUUUUGACGCCGUCGAAUUCGACGACGGAAAGGAAUGGAUGGACUACGACGAAAAGGCAGGAGACGAAGUGAGCAUCAUGGAGCUCGAAUCGAGGUGGCAACGCGCCUGA
Messenger RNA from Pseudozyma flocculosa PF-1, 507 nucleotides. RefSeq lists its product as uncharacterized. The record is from RefSeq and is a predicted model, not a curated record. The coding region runs from base 1 to 507 and encodes 168 amino acids. The transcript is spliced from 6 exons. Gene Ontology annotation, molecular function: zinc ion binding. NCBI's taxonomy places the organism in Eukaryota, Fungi, Basidiomycota, Ustilaginomycetes, Ustilaginales, Ustilaginaceae.